CGCGUCUGCGAACAACAAACGCCUGCAUCAUUCACCACAGCAACGACAUGCACCCUUAGAUCGUGCAGCGGGCGCAUUGAAUUCCUUUGAUCAUCUUUCAAUUCCUCGCUGUGGAUAAAUUCAGCGAAGCAUCUGCAAAGCGACGAGUUGAUUAUGGCGCCGUCACUAGAAGUAGCGGAGAAACGUCAGGCAGCACGCGAGGUUAUAGAUAUUCUUCAUGAGAUAGCAACUCUCCUGAACACCGGGUUGAACCGUCAGCAGCUUUCGUACUGCGUUUCGCUAAUCGAGAAUGGCGUUAAUCCCGAGGCUCUGGCUAAUGUCAUCAAGGAGCUUCGUAACCGAUAUCCGGAGCCUCCUCAAAGCGAGGGCGAAGAAGCGGCAUGAGCGAACGCUCUUGCAGAGUCUAUGAGCAGCCGCGGUAUGGAAGGAAACAGAGAGUGCCGUGCUUUCAUUUCGCUUCACGAAAGAGAGCCAGAAUGCCCACACCAGAGAUGUAGCGAGCCUGUCCCUCAGUGGAUCCCGAAUCAGAAGGAUUAGAGCAGAUAUAUGACGCGUACCGAGUUUGUUUUUGAUCAUCAAAUGUAUGGUGGGUGAUGAUACGUCCGGCUUGGUACGAGUUGAGAGGCAAUGAAUAAAAUCUUGUGCAAAAGAUUCUAUGGGCUCGUAUUGCGGUCCUGGAGAUGUCGCCACUAUCACUUGCGUCUUUUCGAAGUUCGUGAAGUGAUCAGCUCUACAAUAUUCAUCGUAUAUAGGUUGCUCCAGUCAACAACACGGCCACAAACCUGUAGCAAAGAAAUGCCGA
Messenger RNA from Verruconis gallopava, 802 nucleotides. Its product is annotated as mitotic-spindle organizing protein 1. Lineage: Eukaryota; Fungi; Ascomycota; Dothideomycetes; Venturiales; Sympoventuriaceae. Gene Ontology annotation, biological process: microtubule nucleation by interphase microtubule organizing center; mitotic spindle assembly; gamma-tubulin complex localization. Gene Ontology annotation, cellular component: spindle; gamma-tubulin ring complex; interphase microtubule organizing center. The coding region runs from base 154 to 384 and encodes 76 amino acids. The transcript has 4 exons. The record is from RefSeq and is a predicted model, not a curated record.